This is a messenger RNA of Kalmanozyma brasiliensis GHG001, 3846 nucleotides long. Its product is annotated as Nitrogen permease regulator 3. The transcript has a single exon. The record is from RefSeq and is a predicted model, not a curated record. Gene Ontology annotation, biological process: negative regulation of TORC1 signaling; cellular response to amino acid starvation; TORC1 signaling. Lineage: Eukaryota; Fungi; Basidiomycota; Ustilaginomycetes; Ustilaginales. The coding region runs from base 1 to 3846 and encodes 1281 amino acids. Gene Ontology annotation, cellular component: GATOR1 complex.
AUGGCUGAGCCUCUGCUCGGGGUCAUCCUCGCUACCUCCUCAUCGCGCGGAGAGCACGUCGUCUUUCGCUGGCCGAACAACCCCAAGCUCUUCAAACGCUACUCCAAGGUCAAAUACUACACCGAAGCACGCCCAUCCCACCUCAACCGUCUCGACGAUGAUCUCGACCCCGUGCGCCAGAAGGCAAAGUGGGAUCGACACGACGAGGACGAUGACGAUCACGCCGAUGGCAACACCGACGGUGCAGGUCAGAGCGAUACCCCUUCCUCUUCUGACGUGGAAGACUCUGAUGGCACCAUGGCCGACGACGACGAGAACCGCUCCGUUCGGGAUCGCGCCGAGACAGUAGCGUCACACGGCCGAUCCAAGACAGGUGCGAGUGCAUCUGCCAACCGCUCAAAGAGCAAAGUCAGGCGAGGACUGAUGGGUAUGGAAGAGGCCAGUCCCAGCGUGAGGUCAGGGGAUCGACACAACGGAGCUCACAAGGAUGCUGGCGAUGCACACGACAAAGCGCCAGAGUCCGAUACUGGAACGUCCAAGGAGCUCUCGCCCGAGGAAAAGGCCAAAAGAGAAGAGAGGGCUGCACGAGCAUACAAGACCUACCUCGGCUACGACAUAGAGCUUCUUGCCAGCAUCCUCAAUCCUCGACAGGAGCUCACGCAUCACAAGUUCGAGCUGAUGAUCGACGAUCUUGCCUUUCUCGGUCAUCCGGUGUCGCUCGACAGAAGCGACAUCUUAGGAGGGCAAGACGACGAAGAUGCCGACGCCGAAGGGCACGACAGAUCAGCAGGUCAACGUGGUCGAUCCGGGCUGCGCAAGGAGAUUCGGCCCUACGAUGUCUCAGACGGCGGAGAUGCUUCCAAGGAUGCAGCAUGUUCAUUGCGGCAGAACGGUGGCAAGACGGAAGCGGCUGCACCGACCAAAGCUCGGAAUGCAUCGCAGACCCGAAUGGAGCAGACGUCGGAUUCCUCGGUGUCCCGGUCUUACGCGCCACUGACCCAAUUCCACCUCGUCCUCGUCCUAGACCGACCCGAUCCGUCCACAGCGAUGCAUGGCAUGGACAUCUCUUCCUGGCUCCAGCUUUUCUACGACAACAUCAUCUUCAAGAUGACAUCGGCGCUCUUUGCGGAGCAACGGGAAUCCGACUACAUUGGUCGCGAGACCGAAAAGCUCCUGGCUCUCCGAGAGCGCUGCAUGGACGACGGACAGGCAUAUGCGGCCUACGCAGCUCAGUGUCUCGGCAUUUCAUCCUUGGCACGAUGCAUCCGAGACCUCUACAAAAGCAUCAGUACCUCGUCCGACGCCUUUCUCACCAUCAACGACAAUAUCGAAGUCCAUCUUCAGCUUCCGCCCAUCCUCCAGGAUCCGUCGAAUCUACUCAAGACGGUGGACAUCGAGACAGAUCUCGACAAGAAUGAUCCGAUCUUCCUGUCGGGCGGCGGGUUUUCAGGGCUCGGCAAGGAAGGGCAAGAUGAAGACGGAGGCGGCGGCACUCACGACCGGCUCUUGGGCCUCGAACCGAAUCAGCUCAGCUUCGAAGAGUGGUGCCGCACCACAGGCCCCUAUCUGUUGCCCUGGAAGACGCUCCUCUUGUUGCACGACCAUGCCGAUCCAGGACGAGACCGAAACACAGCGGGCAGCUCUAGCCCAUCUGGUGCCCUGUCGCCAAGCGGGCAGGCACCAGAAACGCACGGCUUCGAGCAGCUCACGCGCAACUUCACGGCCCUGUUUCAGCCAAAUCUGUACCACACGCUCAACUUCAGCGAUGUUGCCGAUAUGCUCGGCUGGGAGCUCUACGAGGAUAUCUAUCCUAUGGUCCGCCACCUGAUCUACUACAGACAAGCGAGGGUGAUCGACAUUCCCAAACCCGGCCACGUCUACGCCAUCUCGCCCCUCUUUGACUUUGCUCGACUCGGACCGCUCUCUCAUGUCUGGGCUCGAUCCUUUCCGGAUGUCGCGCCGCUGCCGGUGUUUCUGUCCCAGCUGUCGUCCUCUUCGCGCGCCUUCUAUGCUCUAUUCCCGGCGCGACAUCAGCGCGAGCUCGCGCUGGACGUUCUCAUCUGGCUGCUGCGUCGCGAGGUGGUGGUCAAGAUGCACAUCCGUCUUCGCCUCAUCGCGACCGAGAGCGUCAAGAGACGGACGGCCGAGAGGCGGACGGAGAGACACGAAAGGCAUCGCGUUAGGAAGGAGAAGAAGAUGCAGAGGGCGGCCAAAUCCGAGGCGAAACGGAUGAAGAAGUCGCAGUCGGAGGAGCAGCAGAGGCGGAAGGCGGCUGAGCAAGCGGCGCGCAAGGAGGAGGACGAAGAUGGCAGGAAGUCAGGCUCAGGAGAAGAUAGGGGCAGGAUCCGAGCGAGGGAUCGAUCGCGGUCAGCAGACGCACGAAGGCUGUCAGCCUCUCUCGAAGAGGGUUCGAGCGAAGCUGCAGAGGUGCCACCUUCCGGUCUGGCCGAUUCCAGACCACCGAUCUUGGUGCACCCGGAUAGCGUCGCCGAAGCGGCCGCUGUUGCAGCAGCCAUCUCGGGAGCCGGAGCCGGUGUCGAGGAGCGUCGAUCUGGAUCUCACGAACAUGGUCGCCAUCAUCACCACCAUCAUCACCGUCACCAUCAUCGCCAUCAUCACCAGCCCGCAAACGAGGCGACGGCUGAUUCCGACGCCCCGAUAGCCACAUCUGAAAAGGCGCCGAUCGCCAUCGCCCCACGACAGCAAUUCGACGAACUUAAAUUCGAACGUCGUCCGGUGCUCCGCUCUCGCUCGCCUUCGUCCGCAAUGAUGGCGGCAGGAACCAGCACAGGCCUCUCCGUCAGCUUCAGCAACCUCAGCGAACGCGGCGAACUGGGACGUCGGGCGCGUGCAGACACUACAAGUUCGUCUUCCUCCGGCGGUGGCCUGGCGGGCGGCAAGAAACGCGAUGGGAUGAGCAUGACACCCAAUACAUCGCAGCAGAGUCGACCGACGACGCCGGUCGUAGCUGGUCGGCCCAUUCCCUCGCAUAUAAGAGACAGGUCGGUUGGGGCCCGCGGAUCGAACAUCUCCUCGAGCGCCGAGGGCAGUGUACCGCGACGUGCGAGGCGGGCGACGAGCUCGGCGAGCAGAGGAGGCAGGAAAGGGGUGGCACGAUCAAGGUCACCAUCGCGGGCGAGGAUGAGAGUCAAAGGCUUCGGUGUCGGCGCCGAAGUUGAGAUCGACGAAGACGGGGAUGACGAGGAAGACGAGGUAGUCCCGAAGAAGGGAUCGCGAGACAACUCUGCAGAGGACAGAAACGGUCCGAUCAGUCAGCUCACCUCCAAGGUGGGCUUGCUCCGACUCGCCGACGAGGGCAAGAACGUGAUGAAGCAGCGACGCAUCUCGGCAGCCAGCGAGCGACCCGACCUGCCUCCCCCUUCCGAAAGCGCCGACAGCGACCACCCUAGCCACUGCAGCUGCUCCCAGCAUCCAUCCUUGUCGUCAGAGGACGACAUGUCGACCUCGGACUUUUCCCUCUCCUCCGAUUCCUCCUCUUCCACCUCCUCGGUCCGACGGCGGUCGCAUCUUCAGUCGCCCCCCUCCUCGUCGUCCGUGUCCGCCGCCAGCCCGAUCCAUAACCGCGCUCCGCCCUCCUCCGUCUCCUACACCGCCUCGCUCAUCGUCGAGCCGUCCCGCGCAAGUCGCCGCGAGAACGAAUACAUUGCCACCAUGCUCGAGCACAAGGACGCCGCCACCGUCAAGCACUUCUUUCGACUACUGCCCUACCUCAAUGGCAAACACACCAUCGACGAGAUCGAGUACCGCGUCAAGAUGCGGCGCAAGGAGAUCCGACGGCUGCUGCAGACGUUCAGGGAGUUCAUCAUUACUUUCAUGCAUCCGUAA